AAUACUUAAAGUUUUUAAAUGUUUCUGCGUCCUUGAAUAAGAGUGUCCUAUUAAUCAAAGGUUAACCACUUUUCUUUCAUUAAAAGACCAGAAAAUAUUAAGCCAAACUUUUUCUCCGAAAACAAUCGAAAUACCAAUUUCUUUUCAAUUAUAAAAUGUAUUUAAGGAAUUCAUUAAUUGACUUCAAUAUUAUAGCCACCACUGUUUCCAAAACAAACCCUUGUCUGUGUUGAUUUUUUUUGUUUAAUGUAUUUUUAUUAAUUAAUGCGGGCGCUCAAUUAUAAAUUCGGCUGAAUUUCAAUAAAACUGUUUGCCUGCGCCGCUGUGUUUCUUUUCGCGUAUUGUGGAUUGGAAGAUCGCAGUCGGAUUAAGUCGGUCAAUCGAGUAAGACCUAUUCAGAUGGCGUAUUGGAAGAGAUUUUUUCUGUGGAUCACACUUUGCCUGCUGUCGACCAGAUUUCAUGUGAAGGGGCAGGGCCAGUGGGAAUUCCCCAAUGAAAAUCCAAAUCCUGAGCCGGAUACAACCAGGUGGGGCUUCAACAACUACAAUAGCUACGGCUACAACGGUCAGUGGCCGCCGGGUUACUUUAACAACUACGGUUAUUAUAGACCACCACCGCCACCACCUCCACCGCCUUGCGGAAGCCCACCACCAGGACCACCGCCACCGGGACCACGUCCACCUGGUCCGCCACCCGGUUGCCCUGGAGGACCUCCUCCUCCACCACCACCUCGUCAAUGGGAAAACGGCUCCAGACAAUGGAGACCCCGUCGACCACCGCCAGACUAUCACCGGAACUUCCACAAUAUCUUUCUUAACAUGGAACGCAAAGUGGAUGAGGAGAACUACAACAAAACCGCGGAGACGGAGGACUUGCACGAUGAUUUCAAUGGACGAUCGAUUGUGGCACCUGGACAGUACCCACACAUGGCCGCUCUGGGAUACCGGAAUACCAACAACGAGAUCGACUACAAAUGCGGAGGCAGCCUGAUCAGUGAGAGCUUUGUGCUAACCGCCGCUCAUUGUUUGGCCACUCAUGGUACCGCUCCCGAAAUGGUAAAAAUCGGAGACAUUAAACUCAAAGAAUGGGAGGACGAUGUGGCUCCCCAAAAACGACGUGUUGCCCAGAUCCAUCUGCAUCCUCUAUAUAACUCGACUCUUAACUAUCAUGACAUUGGACUUAUUCAGUUAAAUCGUCCAGUGGAAUUCACCUGGUUUGUAAAACCAGUGCGUAUUUGGCCCAAAAAUGAUAUUCCUUAUGGCAAGGUUCAUACCAUGGGAUAUGGAUCUACAGCAUUUGCCCAGCCACAAACCAAUAUCCUUACAGAACUAGAUCUUUCGGUGGUGCCAACAGCGGAGUGCAACUCCAGUCUGCCUAUAGAUGAUGAGUCUCCACAGGGUAUACUCAAUAGUCAAAUAUGCGCUCAUGACUAUGAGAAGAAUCGAGAUACUUGUCAGGGUGACUCUGGAGGACCUCUUCAGUUAAAUUUGGAGCGUAAGCGACGCCGAAAUAGAAGUCGAAGGCGUUACCGCUACUACCUCGUGGGCAUUACUUCUUACGGAGCCUAUUGUCGCAGUGAAUUACCAGGUGUCUACACACGCGUAUCAUCCUAUCUCGACUGGAUAGCAUCGAUUGUGUGGCCCAAUUAUUAUAGCGAGUUUGCUAAUAAAACAACUUAGUCAGUAAUAAAAUUUUGCAAUCAGAAAAAACA
Drosophila eugracilis is the source of this 1712-nucleotide messenger RNA. RefSeq names its product serine protease snake. Gene Ontology annotation, biological process: proteolysis. NCBI's taxonomy places the organism in Eukaryota, Metazoa, Arthropoda, Insecta, Diptera, Drosophilidae. Gene Ontology annotation, molecular function: serine-type endopeptidase activity. The record is from RefSeq and is a predicted model, not a curated record.